This is a messenger RNA of Microbotryum saponariae, 3783 nucleotides long. NCBI's taxonomy places the organism in Eukaryota, Fungi, Basidiomycota, Microbotryomycetes, Microbotryales, Microbotryaceae. The record is from the annotation of a GenBank genome assembly.
AUGGACGUGUCGAUGUCGACUAGUCUCGACGAGCGGUCCACCACCUCUGCUUCGCCGAUCAGUCCAGAGGGGAGUGCCAGUGGUGGUACGGGGGGUGUCGGUCCUGGGGCGGUAGCUGGGGGCAGUGGGAGUAGGGGCAAGCAUGCGGGGGAUAAGGACAACAAGAGACCUGCGUGAGUGAUGGAUGCUCUGACUCGUUGUGGGAGUCUGGGUUGGCGGGUGCGGGCGCUGGGGUGGAUGAUGUUCCCACCGACAAGCACCACCACCACCACCACCACCACCACCACCACCCCGGCCGCUAGCUGCUGCCUCUCGCGCCACGGUCAACGCGAGACCUCGGCUCGCUCCGGUGUCUCGGGGACGUCGUAGCGACCUAGCACUACGUGGGAAGAGACUCGUGACCGGUAGCUUGGAGCUGACACUUUUGUCUGUGUGUCAUCCCCAGUUGCAUCGGUUGCCGCACCAUCAAGGUCAGUUCGCCGACGACUUCCCGACCGAUCUCCCGUUCCUGGGUCCUCCGACUGGACUUGUCGACUUGUUCACGGGCGAGCCGCCGCGUGACUCGAGCGCGUUGGCUGUCGGCCACCGUCGCGGCGCGCCGCACCGCACCCCGCACCUUUCAAGGCGAUCACCACCCUUUCACGGGCAUUGAGCAAGCACUAACACCUCGUAACUCUCUUCCCCGACCUCAAUCCAGGUGCGGUGUAUUCUUCCCGCGAAUGAACCCAACGCCGUCGUAUGUACGAGAUGUAUUCGACUGAGUAAGUCGUCACUCCACUGCACUGGCACCCCGUCGGCGGCGGCCGCCCAUGCCCGAUUUGCUCCCGCUGAAAGUUCUUCAUCACGGCCUGGCUUUCGCUUCACCCCGCCCUGAGCUUUUCUCUCCCUAGCAUUCCUGCAAUGUCUGACCCCCUAUUUCCCUCGUACAGAACUCCCAUGCGAAUACCCUGCGCCGGCUACCAAAGGGAGGAAACCACGACACAGGUGAGCGCCCCGUCUCUUCGGUGUGGGGUAUACUCUUUCCUCGGUGCUGAUGCGCGUUAGAGUUACUUUCUCCGGCAGUCCUUCAAAAGUGGGCGAAGUGGUUCAGGGAGGUGCCUCGACAUCAUUUGAAGGUACGUUGUGUUGGGUUGUGGUGCAACGGUGUCCACGAACUGAUUCGGAGGUGAUCCCUCGCUCCCUGAUUGACAGAGAGACCGCCUGCCGAUACCAAGCCGAGCAUGUCGGCCCCCAUGCCAAGCUACCCUCCUCCAUCAACGACCGCUCCCAUCUCUUCAGCUCCAGCCAAUCCCUGGUCAGUUACAAUGCCGAGCUCGCUGCGGCUCGUCUGUGUCCAAAACUGACCUCGCCCCAACAUUCUCCACAGGGCUAACAAACCCGCGUCGUACGCUCCCACGACUUCAGUCACGCCUCCCAUGCUGGGACCGUCCACCAGCGUCUCUCAUUUCCCUCCAAUAGCGACCUCUCGAGGAGUACCCGCCCACCCCAGCAUGCCUCCCUCCUCGUCAUCCCAACCAGGAGGACCGUACGGUGCCCCGGCGAACCACCCCUCCGUUUCCUCCACCGGUACCGCCGGUUCUCCGCGCCUAAGCGAAGGCGCGGGCUCCAACAGCGCUCGACGGCAGUUGGUCGGCGGGGAGAACGCGAUGGAUCAUAGUUUAAGGUCAUUGGUCCAGGCGGCGGAAGUGACGAUGGCGGAGAACGCGGCGGUGACGGCCGAUUUGGAGGCCAAGCAGAAGAAGAAAGGAUUGGCCUUGCCGGGUUACGUCGAUCCGGUCGACUUGCGUCAGUUUCGGAUGGGGCGGCGUUAUGAAUCGGUGUGGAAAUCUGACGUUCCUUGUAAAUUGGUGUACGCAGAUAUUUUGGGCCUCGUCGAAGCCGAGCAGUUGUUCCAUUCGUACCACACCCAGCUCAAUCCGUUCAUCAAAAUUUUGGAUCCACAUCGUCAGUUGCAGAUGCUCAAGUUGGUACGUUAGGCAAGCACUAACAGUAGAGGCCGGAGUUUUCGUUCUGACAGUGCAUACGAUGGAAUUCACGCGCAAACACUCUCCGAUCCUCUUCUCGGCCGUGCUCUGCGUCGCCGGCAAAUUCACCCGCGUCGACCUCUACCCUCAACUGCUCGCGCAUGCCCAACAACUCGUCGGACGCGCGUUGGCGGACAACAUAUCGCACAUUGGGAUCGUCCAGGCGUUGGGGAUAUUGGUGUAUUGGAAGGAACCGACCGAUUCGAGCGCUUGGAUGAAAGUCGGGAUUGCGAUUCGAAUGGGCUACCAAUUGCGUUUGCACAAACCUCGAACACAACCCCUUCCUGCGGACACGAUGGAGGCUCGAUUGAUCCUCGAUGGGGAGAGGACCUGGUUGAACCUGGUUUGCUUCGACAAGUCGUACCACCUCUACGACGAAUCCGAAGGCCGUCGAGUGGGCCUCAUGAUCCCCGAUGAGAAACGCGAUCUCGAUCGCUGGCUCCAAGACGGCUAUCCUUACGAAGUCGAAGACGACAGUCUCCUCGCUCUCUCCGUCGAGAUGGGUAGGAUCACCGAGUUGAGAAGAAACAUCGAGUCGUGCAAGUCGUUGGGUGGGGCCCAUGCGUUGGCGGCUCAUCUGUCGGCGUGGUUGAGGGGGACUUGCACCAAGUGGACGGAUGCGUCGAGUCCUCAUUAUCGAUGUUCGAGGCCCGAGGGGGCGUUGAAGAUGAAGAUGAUGGUCCGUACUCUUGAGCAUCGUCACAGGCACCGAGCACCUCAGCUGAUCCCUACUCGAUCCUCUUCCCCUUACAGAACAGCAACACCAACACCGUACUCAUCCAAUCCCUGCUCAUCGCCACCGAAUUCAAAGACGACGCCGUUCUAGCCGAAUACUUUGGUCGCGCGGGAGAGUUCUUCGAAGAAAGCCUCAACCUCGCCAGGUCGGGCGUGAUUGAUAUCGUCCAGGAUUCGGUCGCCGUCGCUUUGUUCACUGCGGCGGAGUUUUUGUUUCGUGUACGUAUCGCUUGCUUUCCUAGCAUUCGGAGAGGUGGGCUUAUAUGGUUGCUGAUUUUGCGUGGGUUGAUUGUUGGUAGUUGUUCCCCAUGGUCAACAUCACGAACCAGACGACAAUCGUACGCUGGCUGACCCAAGGCGAGUCAUUAUUCGCCUGACCCAAGCACGAUCCUUGGAAUCAGAUGCUGAUUUUGGAAGUUCGCGAUGUUUCCACAGUGUACACGACGUGCAAACAAGUCGCCAACGAGCGCGACACCGCUGUCUCAGCCUACAUCGCUCGCUUCUAUCGUCAAGUCUUACGUCAAAUAUCCGCCUCUUCCUCCAUCCCGGCGACGCGUCCUAAUUCGCCUCAACCACAAUCCUCAAACCCGCCUUCCAACUUCAAUCACCGCCAAGCAGGUCAUCAGAAUGGUUCCUCUAACGUCGAAGGAAGGGUCGCUUUACAAAUGUCAAAUUCGGGAGUCAUGAACGGCUUUGGCAACGCCACACCCGCCGGAGGACCGCAUGGCGAUUCGUCGAACGGUCAAUUGCAGCAGGAACAGAACCCUUUCGCUGGAUUGGGGACCAUUGUAAGUCACCUCUCUUGAACCUCAACCACGAUGUCGUAAACCUAAAACCCUGACCCCCGAUCCUCUUUCGUUGAUGUGAACUAUAGGGCGACGAGCUUUUCGACGAUUUCGCUUCCACGACGGGCAUCUCCUUCUUGGAUGGACAACCGCAAUUCACGGACACGGACUAUUGGCACACUUUGCUACCGGGCGCUUUAGACGGAUGGAAUUGGUUCGGGCCAAAUCCGGCGCCUUGA